AUGCUACAUAAAUAUCGUGUUGUAUUUAGCCUGGGGUAUUCGGCAUGCUUUAGCAUUUCUUUAGAAGAUUCACAGCUCGAGGCAGGAGCAUUUGUGCCUCGAUUUAGAGUCCUCUUGCUACUUGGGAAGUGCAAGAUGCAAAUACCAACGUCUUUCACCAAGUUCUUCAAUGGAAUAACACCAUGCAAAGCCACAUUGGUAGAUCACGAUGGAAAAUCUUGGGAUGUUAACUUGGAGAAUAUUGACGGUGGCUUGGUUUUUGAAAAUGGGUGGGAGAAAUUUGCUAAGGAGAGAGAUUUAGAAGAUGGGGACUUUCUGGUUUUUCAGUAUGAUGGCAUAUUUACGUUUAGUGUGAAGGUAUUUUCGAAAACUGGGUGCAGGAAAGUGGCUGCACCUCCAAGUGGAGGACAAAUUUUAACCACUGUGAAGUUGGAACAAGAUUAUGAGCAGACAAGUGGCCAAGUACAGAACGGUGUUAAACGGAAACACUCAUCACUGAGUCCCGAAAUAAACCAGAAAUCAGUGUUAGGAGGUGCAUGUUCAUCCGAAGGAACUCGGCAGCACAAGUUAAGAAAAGUAAAGGAAGAGAAAGAUGACUACAGCGAGAUGAAUGUUGCUGUGCCAAAGAGUGAACUUCCUAGGAGAGUGGUGAAGGAGAUGAAAAUCAAGCUGAAUCGGAAAAUAAGUCUGAGAGAUGAGAAUGACAGAGUAUGGCCGGCGUCGAUCCAUUCCACCGGGAAGAAAGAUCGUCACUUUUUGGGAGGUGGAUGGUAUGAUUUCAAGCGGAGUCAGAACAUUGAAGAAGGCUGUAAAUGCGAUUUUGAGUUUGUUGUUGACAAAGCAAACGUAGCCAGAGAACUGCUUGUGCGCGUACGUUCUGAUUCUUAUUGGUGA
Molecule: messenger RNA, 894 nt
Organism: Sphenostylis stenocarpa
Lineage: Eukaryota; Viridiplantae; Streptophyta; Magnoliopsida; Fabales; Fabaceae
Source: the annotation of a GenBank genome assembly